AUCCAACACGGGACACCUUCAGGGGCAGGAGGUGCUGCACAGGCGCAGCCGGUCUCACACCCGUACCAUAAUGUUCUGCCGCAACCGCAGCAGCAAGGAGGUGUAGGGUCGACUCGGGUGGACCACCGUGCAAGUGCAACCGGAGGCGCUGCCAACAAUGUGCCGCAGCAACAAACGCAAGCGUCAGGUCCUGGAAUUAGCGGUCCUGGACAGCAUCAGCAUCUUCAUCAACAGACCGGACAUCAAGGCGGGGCAACGACGACGCACCUGCAACAGCACCAGGCGAAUCCGAACCAAGUCUCUUCGCACCAGCCCCACUCGAAUCCACCCCCGAUCCGCCGAACACGGCCGCACAGUCUCGCAAGUCCAUUGGCAAUUGUGCGGGACGCAAAAGAGUUUGUGGGCGACGGGGAGUUCGUGCACACGCCGUCCAACGGAGGCCAACCUUCUAUAUCGUCCUCACACUAUGGCUAUCACACGACGCUAACGACAAGUCAGCAGAAACGCCAAAAGAACCUGCAGAAGUUAUUGCGGCCACUGUCAUCCUCGCUCUGUAACGCUGCAGCCGCGACAAAGGUGCCGUCGCCAGCCAAAACCGAACCUUGUAAAUCGCCAGCCGGCCGGUUUUACCACAUUGCGUCAACGGGCUCGAUCGCAUCUGGCAGUGGAGGUGGCACGAGUGGUGGGACCACACCAGGAGGGGCGGCGGCGGCGGCUCCGCCACCCUAUCCCUUGCCGGGGCAAAUGGCUGGGGCUCCCCAAGCGGGCACGCUCAGCGUCGGCGUACCAGGUGGAGCGCAUCAAAAUCCUCCAUACACGUGGGCGGGCGCUGCACUCCAAGGUGCAGCUGCAAACGUAACGGCUAGAGAUCACAGCGGACCAGCACCUCGGACCCCGGGAAGUUUUAGUGCAUCCAAGCAGGGGACACGAAAUUUUCAUCGCGGCCUUUCUUCAACUUCGCGAUUUUACGCGCCGCCGAGUUUAGAUGGCGACCCGACGGGAACACCACAGUCAGCCUCCCGCGCGAAUCUGAUAUCGUUGCUCCAUCGGCGACGGCAGCUACAGUCGUCGUCCGCGCGUAGCGCGACAGCACGGACAGCUGGAGGGUGGCUCUCUGGGGGCCACGGGCAUAGUGGGCCGCUUGCCGCAGAUCAUGGGGUCGUGACGCCUUCCGCCCUAAACGCAACCGCAUCCGCAACCUACUACGGAGGUAUAUCAUCA
Molecule: messenger RNA, 1221 nt
Organism: Amoebophrya sp. A25
Lineage: Eukaryota; Dinophyceae; Syndiniales; Amoebophryaceae
Source: the annotation of a GenBank genome assembly